AUGAUUCUUAACGUCAUUUUUCAGGGCCCUCAUACGCCACAAGAAGUAGGUGAGAAUGGUCUAUUGGACGAUCUAGAGGAACCCCCGAAGCUCAAGAAAAUCAGCAUGGAUACCGAUGAUCUCGAAAAAGCUUUGCAGAAAGGAGCAGCGGCUGUGGCUGACCAACUUGCUCACUGCUUGGACUCACUUUCGCUAAGUGCUGACAAUUCAGAAAAGGAUGACUCAGAAAAAAUGGACUCACAUGAUGAUGAAUCAAGUAAGAAGGAAGCGCAUGAUCAAGUAGAAUUGGCCCGAAAACUCAGUCAGCAGAUGGUUGAAGAAGCGUCUACUCCUUUGGCGUCAGCGCUAGCAUCAGCUUUGGCCGAUGGCGCAGGAGCUGUUCAGACGGCGGUUGGUACUGCUUAUGAAGGCUUAGUUGAUCUUGCAACUACAAUGUCGGAGUCCAUGGCAGAAGGAAUGAAAGACGCGGCGGAGCUGGCGCAGGAGAAGAUGAAGACAAUGCAGACCCGCUCGAGUCUUGUUGAAAGCGACGGCGACAAUCGCCCGGUGAAGUACGAGGAGACGGACCCCGUUAUUGACUCGGUGCUGGAAACGGUAGCCACAGACUCAGAUCGUGUUGACCAUGCAUUAAGCAACGGUGGUUCAGGAUUAGAGAACAAGGAGAAUGGCAGGAGACCUGAUCAUGAGGUUUGA
This is a messenger RNA of Cooperia oncophora, 693 nucleotides long. NCBI's taxonomy places the organism in Eukaryota, Metazoa, Nematoda, Chromadorea, Rhabditida, Trichostrongylidae. The record is from the annotation of a GenBank genome assembly.